This is a messenger RNA of Wasmannia auropunctata (little fire ant), 2038 nucleotides long. RefSeq names its product F-box only protein 42-like (gene Fbxo42). NCBI's taxonomy places the organism in Eukaryota, Metazoa, Arthropoda, Insecta, Hymenoptera, Formicidae. Gene Ontology annotation, molecular function: protein binding. The record is from RefSeq and is a predicted model, not a curated record. The transcript is spliced from 7 exons. Bases 344 to 1891 code for a protein of 515 amino acids.
UUCACUCUAAACUAAGCAUGACAGUCGAUGGAAAAGCAGUGCAACAAAGAGCCAUUUUUGAGCAUAUUCCUCUCUUUCUCUUCCAAUUUCGAUUACACGCACUUAUCUAAUAAAUUUAUUUUGAAAUCUUGCGAAAUCGUCAGAAUUGUUACAUACACGACUAAGAAAAGACGUGCACGCUCGUCGAGUAAAAGAAAUGCGGCGAUGCCUUCGUGAAAAAAUGUACUUUUUAAAAACAAACUUUUUUUUUAUCAUGCGGAAAUGAUAUCUCGAGCCUAAAAAAUUUCGCACAAAGUACAACCCAAUUUUUGUGGUGCGCUCGUAAUUUGUUGCUCGCCGCAAAAUGCAAUGUAAAAUCAACGACCUGCCCGACGAAUUGCUGGAGUAUAUCCUAAGCCUGAUACCACCUUACAAAGAUCUCCAGGAGUGUAGGCUUGUCUGUAAAAGAUGGUACCGCGCUACCAAAAAUGUGGUAGAACACAAUGAAGCACAUUUUCAAAAGUCUGUCGCUUUUGGAUCUUUGCUGUGGGAUUCGUUGCCGUCUAUGCACUGGAUAUCUACCAUUGGGAAGAGACACUCGCAUUCUGCUUGCAUAUAUGACAAUUCCAUGUACGUCUUCGGUGGCUGUACAGCUACAUGGACAACGUUCAAUGAUCUGUGGCAAUUAGAUUUAAGCACGAGAACAUGGGCCAGACCAAUCACCAUGGGCAACUAUCCGUCGCCCAAAGCUUGCGCCACUAUGCUUUAUUAUAAGGACAGUUUAAUUUUAUUUGGAGGUUGGUCUCAUCCGUCGCCAUAUCCAUUACAUCAGCAAUGGAAAUUGUUUAAUGAAUUACAUGUAUACUCUAUAAAAUCAAACAAGUGGACCGCUAUAAAUACAUUAGAAACUCCACCACCAACAUCCGCACAUUCUGCAACAAUACAUAAGAACUUAAUGGUCGUUUUUGGCGGAGUUUGUAAUGGCUACAGCUCCAAUGAUGUAUGGUGCUUAAAUUUGGAUUCGUAUACCUGGCACAAACAAAGUACAUCGGUUUUGAACCCAGAGCCACGUUACGGCCAGUCGCAAAUUAAACUUGGGGAGAAGCAUUUACUUGUGCUUGGAGGUUGCACAGGACCUAAUGCCGCUAUGAAUGACGCUUGGUUGUUAACGAUGGAGGGUGUGUCUUGGACGUGGAAGAAAGUCAAUAUGCACAAUACAGAAUGGGCACCAACGCGUAUCUGGUGUCAUCAGGCCUGUAAGGUGGGAAAUUAUAUUAUUGUACUUAGCAAAAAUAGACGUCAAACCAAGUCAAAUGAUAUGAGUAUCUCGUUGAAAAAAGUUCAAAGGAGUACCUCACCACGUUUAUGCGAGUCGAAUCCUUUGCCCGAAAGGCAAGGAAAUGUAACUGCCGUAGAUAAGGAUGAAAAUAUAAAUGGACGGCAUGGAGCGUUCUCCAGGUCACACAAUUCGCAAAACGCACACGCUUCGUCCCACGCAUCCAGUAUCCCGAAAACGAUACCGUUUUACAGCGACAACACUCUGAGCAUGGCCGCGUUUCGCGAUCAACCUCUGCGUAGUAACGCAGUCACGAAUAGACAACGUCAAUUGGAAUCGCUAAGAAGGAUGGAGGAGAAAAUUCGUAAUAAGAAGGCGCAGCAGACGAAAGUGUCCAAAAAAGCUGAAAACACACUGUCGAUAUUCGUAUUGGAUAUUACUAAUGUUCUUUCGGACGACUGCAACGCUUUGUGGAUUCCCCUAAAGCAAAACGAUCAUUCGGGGCCCGACGAGAGAAUUCUGUAUUCUCUUGUAGUGGGAAGGGGAGAACUGAUAGUUUUUGGGGGUAUUCGUAGAGACGAUUCUGUAGUAUAUAAUGAUCUCCAUUUUAUAAAUCCACCUCGAUAUGUUAUUUAAUAUUGAAAGGCAAUUAAAAAUAGUCUCAUAUUAUUUUAUGUUAUUACUGCAAUUUUUUUUCAAAGAUUUUAUUUUCAUUCUAAUCAUAAUUGUAAUAUAUAUGUAUAAAAUUAACACUAAAACCGUGGCCAUGCCAUUUUUGACUCA